AUGGCUUCAACAGGCGGAAGUGGUGGUCUAGCUCCCAGUAAAAGUACAGUUUAUGUUUCAAAUUUCCCCUUCUCACUCACCAACAAUGAUCUUCAUAAAAUAUUUGAAAAAUACGGCAAAGUUGUCAAAGUUACGAUAGUGAAAGAUAAAGUAACACAUCAAAGUAAAGGUGUAGCGUUUGUUUUAUUUUUAGAACGGGAGUCUGCCUAUAGAACAAUAGCUGCUCUUAAUAACACACAGAUGUUUGGUCGAACUAUAAAAUGUAGUAUAGCUAAAGAUAAUGGUAGAACAACAGAGUUUAUACGGAGAAAGGAAUAUAAAGAUAAAUCUCAUUGUUAUGAAUGUGGGGAAGAAGGACAUUUAAGUUAUGCCUGUCCAAAAAAUUUACUGGGAAAUCGAGAUCCUCCCCCUAAAAAGAAGAAAAAGAAUAAAUAUGACGAGUAA
Messenger RNA from Lottia gigantea (owl limpet), 444 nucleotides. RefSeq lists its product as hypothetical. The transcript has 4 exons. NCBI's taxonomy places the organism in Eukaryota, Metazoa, Mollusca, Gastropoda, Lottiidae. Gene Ontology annotation, biological process: mRNA splicing, via spliceosome. The record is from RefSeq and is a predicted model, not a curated record. Bases 1 to 444 code for a protein of 147 amino acids. Gene Ontology annotation, cellular component: U12-type spliceosomal complex. Gene Ontology annotation, molecular function: zinc ion binding; RNA binding.